AUGGACCACCAAGAGCUUCGUUCGGUGUAUUCGGUCCUGCAGUUGAUCUACCAUCGCAAUAAGAACCAGCAUAUAAGAGCAAAAUGGUGGAAAUGGCUGGCUGUUUUGAAGCGCAGCGCCUCUGACUUGCCAUCGAUGAAGUGCGCAGCCGCACACGCCCACCGGCAACAUUUGAUCAAUUAUGUUAUUCCAAAAUGCUACAUGGCAUUUUCAUCAGUUGUUGCAGAUAAUCAAUUCGCCACCCUUGGCGUAGCCUUAUUAGCGACUCUGGCUCGCCUGGCGAAGGCCAUCGGGUUCAACCAAGAGCUCAAGGCACAAACACGACAUGAAUCAAGAACAUUCGCCACUAAACCAUGUAUUGAAGAUCGAGGAGAACGUGUCCAGCGCAUCAACGCCAAUGCUGGCACGUCCAGUACCGCCAGACAAGCGAAAGGACCCACCCCGAGCACGGCCAAGACCAGGUCCAAGAAGAAGUCCUCCAAGCACAAGAGCACAAAGAAUGCGAUCGAUGAUCUCUUCAGCGGUCUUUUAUGA
Molecule: messenger RNA, 534 nt
Organism: Penicillium chermesinum
Lineage: Eukaryota; Fungi; Ascomycota; Eurotiomycetes; Eurotiales; Aspergillaceae
Exons: 2
Coding region: 1-534 (177 amino acids)
Biological process (GO): nuclear-transcribed mRNA catabolic process, RNase MRP-dependent; maturation of 5.8S rRNA from tricistronic rRNA transcript (SSU-rRNA, 5.8S rRNA, LSU-rRNA)
Cellular component (GO): ribonuclease MRP complex
Molecular function (GO): rRNA primary transcript binding
Source: RefSeq, a predicted model, not a curated record